Messenger RNA from Onychostruthus taczanowskii (white-rumped snowfinch), 1085 nucleotides. RefSeq lists its product as uncharacterized. The annotation marks the transcript as partial. The record is from RefSeq and is a predicted model, not a curated record. The transcript has 3 exons. Lineage: Eukaryota; Metazoa; Chordata; Aves; Passeriformes; Passeridae.
UCAUCAACGGGACAGCUGUCAAUCACCGGGACAGCUGUCAGUCAUCGGGACAGCUGUCAAUCACCGGGACAGCUGUCAAUCACCGCCAGAGACACCUGCCCGCGCUGAGCCAUCAAUCAUCAUCACCGCGACAGCUGUCAGUCAUCAAGGGGACAGCUGUCAGUCAUCAUCGCAGGGAGAGCUGUCAAUCACCGGGACAGCUGUCAAUCAUCAACGGGACAGCUGUCAGUCAUCACCACAGGGACAGCUGUCAAUCACCAGGACAGCUGUCAAUCACUGCCAGAGAUAUCUGCCCACGUUGAGGUGUCAGUCACCGGGACAGCUGUCAAUCACUGUCAGAGACAGCUGUCAAUCAACGGAGAUAGCUGUCAAUCAUUGCCUGCAGCUGCCAAUCAGCACAGGCAGCUGUCAAUCACAGCCAGCGGCUGUCAAUCAUGGCCAGGGAAAACUGUCAAUCACCGUCAGAGGCAGCUGUCAAUCACCACAAGGGACAGGUGUCAAUCAUUGCCCUAAGCCACCACUCACAGCCAGCAGCUGUCAAUCAUCAUCAAUAACUGUCAGUCAGCCGGGACAGCUGUCAGUCAUCAUCACCAGAUGCCAAUCAUCAGCGCCAGCUGUCAAUCAUCAUCACCAGCAGCUGUCAAUCAUCAGCAGCAGCUGUCAAUCAUCAUCAGCAGCUGUCAAUCAUCCCCAGCAGCUGUCAGUUAUCAGCGCCAGCUGUCAAUCAUCAUCACCAGCAGCUGUCAAUCAUCACCAGCAGCUGUCAAUCACCACGGACAUCCCCGCUGGCCAGGACUGUCGGCUGUCAAUCCGCCGCACUGACAGCUGUCAAUCACCAGCCUCAGGAGCCGCCUGCCCCCCUCCCCUCCCCCCGGCACGUUGCACGCGCCGGCAGGUGAUUGACAGCCGUCAAUCAUCCCCCCCGCCUGAGCGCCCCGCGCCGCCCGGGCCCCGCGGGUGAUUGAUUGACAGCUGUCACUCAGGGGAGACCGCGCCCCUCCCCCCCGUGUAACUUAAUGCAAACACGAGAAUAUUUAUGAGAGACCCCAAAAUGAUCCGGGACCCCAAAAUAAACCCGGGACCCC